UUGUGUGAAUGGCCCGUCCCCCUGCUUGCCUGAGUGCUCCACUCCCAUCUCUUAAACACAUAUUCGAACUUGCAGUUUGGCUGCUUCUUUUCCCUCACUGCAUGUCUGCCUGCCUUGUUUUAUUUUGCUCCUGCUAUGGCACAAAAUGCUUGAUCUUCUGAGUGGAAAAGUCAGCAGCAAAAUGCAACCUCCUGUUGUUACGGCUCAUGACUGCUCUCUCUUUUUGUGCUCUUUCAAGCAAAGCAAAGCUGCUGUGAGACUGAAAGAAGAUAUGAAAAAAGUGGUUGCGAGGCCUGGCAGAGGACAGCCAACCGUGCCAUACAGGAAAGUGUUCGGAGUGCCCCUCAGAGACCUGCACAAAGAGGGUCUAGUGGUCAACGGCGUGCCCGCGUUGGUGUGGAAUGUGGUGGAGUAUUUGCGAAGCGAGGGGGUGACCCACGAAGGCCUUUUCAGGGUUAAUGGAAACGUUAAAGUAGUUGAACAGUUGCGGCUGAAAUAUGAAAGUGGUGAGCCGUUGACUUUAUCAGAAGAUGGAGAUGUCUAUUCUGCUGCCAGCCUGCUGAAGCUGUUCCUACGUGAAAUGCCAGAUGGAGUAAUCAGUGCAGCCUUGCUUCCCAAGUUUAUUCAUAUAUACCAAGAGACGGGAAGUGAUGCACAAAGAGAAAAUCGACUAAAGGAGCUGAUCCAUGAAUUGCCAGAUACUCAUUAUAGCCUGCUGAAGUACCUCUGCCACUUUCUGACUCAAGUAGUGGAGCGACAUGCCGAAAAUAAAAUGAAUAUCUACAACCUGGCUACUGUGUUCGGACCAAACUGUUUCCAUGUGUCUCCAGGCUUUGAGGGCAUGAAGCAGCAAGAAGUAUGCAAUAAGAUUGUGGCAAAGUUGUUAGAAGAUUAUUCAAAGUUCUUUGAAUGUGAGCAAACAGAAAAUGAUGGCUUAUGUGAAGAUAUGGCCCGAAUAAUUACAGUAAAGGAAUUUAUUUCAGAUAAGCAGUUGCUUCCAACAAGGUCUGCUGAAAUUGAGGUUCCUUCUAUAUCUCCACGAAUAAUGGUGCAUUCACUGGAACAGCCAUUGAAGACCAGUAAUAUUGAUCUAGACAGCCCUAAUCUAUCGCCAAGAUUAAAGGAUGACAUUUUAUCACGACCAGGAAAUCGUUCUAGUAGUGUUCCCUCUCCAUUGCCAAGAAAGGUUAGCAAACAGAAUACUGGAAAACGACUUCAGGAAUUUGAGGUGCCUGUGCCAAAGCAAUCAGAUGGGAUCCCCCAGGCAAGCUUGGUGGUUGCAGACAAAGAGGGCUCUGCUGAAAUCAUGGACCUGAUGGAUAAUUUAAUAACCAGCAGCAAUGAAUCUCUGCCAAGCUCUCAGGAAGAUGAACGGCCCAUGUCCCCCUUCUUCAUGAGUGUGUCCCAGGUCAGCUCUGUCCCUGCUGGUAGAGAACUUUUGGAGAGGACAAUCAGGACUGCUGUGGAGCAACAUCUUUUUGAUGUUCUUGGUCCUGGAAGUCAAAGUUCAGAGGAAUCCGAGUCUGGCACAUCAUCACCUUCCACAAGCCUGUCUGCAAGGCAGAGGCGAAGACAUCUGAAAGAGCAAGAUGAGAGUCGAAAAAAGCCCAGAGACAUGGAGAUGAUUAACAAGGAGAACAUCCCUUCUGGGUGUGGUGGCCUCGAGGACUGUGGACUGUUGCAGGAAGUGGAGAAACUUCAGGAUAAUUGCUCUGGUUACAUUGAAGAGAGAAGCAAGCCAAAAAGACAGAAAUCCAGCAGCAAGCUUUCUGAACUCAAUGAUAAUCAGGAAAGUACACUGAGCACAGAAAGCUUUGUCGCCUCUAAAGUUGUAGACCGACAGGAAUUUGCUGGAAUGGAAGUGUUGUCAGAGCCCAGCAAAGAGAAUGAUCAUGAUAAAGAGAGCUUGCGAUUACCACCGGCUGUAAAAAUGAAGAUUCAGGAGCAGCAAAACAACACCGAAGUAAGACCACAAAGAAGCCUUGAUGUUGACGUUGGUCAGGAGGGCUUUGUCCCAGAGGUACCUCGUCUGGACCUCACCUCUCUUUGCGAUGACAACAGUUGGGAAGAACCAGCUCCAGUUGUAGCCACUUGGGAUCGUGAUGGUGCAGAAUCGGAUGAAGCACGUCUGUCUCCCCAGGCCGGCCGCCUAAUACGUCACCUUCUUGAAGCGGAUAGUGAUCCUAUGUUAUCUCCUCGCUUUUACGCAUAUGGGCAUAGCCAGCAGUACUUAGAUGACACAGAGGUGCCUCCAUCGCCUCCUAACUCGCACUCUUUUAUGAGCCGUAGACGUAGCUCUUCCCUGGGAUCACAUGAGGACGACCGGGAGGAGGACCUGACACCUGCACAGAUUACUCGCAAAAUUCAGAGUCUAAAGAAGAAAAUCCGCAAGUUUGAGGAAAGGUUUGAAGAAGAACGGAAAUACAGGCCUUCACAUCGUGACAAAGCUACAAAUUCAGAAGUUCUAAAAUGGAUGAAUGAGCUGACCAAGUUCCGGAAGCAGCUUAAAGAGUCCAAAAUCAAGCUGUCUGAAGAAGAUGUGGUUCCACAGGUGAGACAGCGAAGCAAUACGCUCCCAAAAAGUUUUGGUUCCCAGCUUGAGAGGGAGGAAGACAGAAAGCCAGAGGUAGAAAAGGCAGCCAAGCCUUCCAUAGAAGCUACAAUGGAAACCAUUCAGAAGAAGCUGCAGGAAAAGAGAUCUGAGGUUAACCGUCCAGAAGAUAUAAAGGAUAUGACCAGGGAUCAGAUUGCAACUGAAAAAGUGUCACUUCAGAAAGCCUUGCUGUACUAUGAAAGUGUUCACGGCAGACCGGUAACAAAGUGCGAGAGGCAGGUGAUGAAGCCAUUGUACGACAGAUAUAGGCUGUUCAAGCAAAUCCUGUAUCGAGCAAAUACCAUACCAGUUAUUGGAUCCCCCUCGAGCAAGCGGAGAAGUCCUUUGCUGCAGCCAAUAAUCGAGGGUGAAACCGCAUCCUUCUUCAAGGAGGAGGAAGAAGAAGGAUCUGAAGAUGACAGCAAUGUGAACAAUGAUUAUGCAGUAACUAUGAAGCCAGGUUUCAGUGUACGAAGCUUCUUGGAUCAACUUGAGGAUGAAGCUGAUGGUUUUGUGUCUCCAGUUGAUGACAAAACCCCAUCGAAAAGUACUCUAGAGCUCGGGCUGGGCAACCUUCAUGCUGCAUCUGUGCCAGAACUUAUAGAACAACUACAAGAAGCAAGGGAAGAGAAAAAAAAGAUCAGGAAGAAACUCCGAGAUUUUGAAGACAACUUUUUUAGGCAAAAUGGAAGAAUUGUUCAAAAGGAAGAACGCACUCCAAUGGCAGAAGAGUACAGCGAGUAUAAACAUAUGAAGGCCAAAAUCCGGCUGUUGGAGGUCCUAAUAAGCAAACGAGGCUCUUCACAGACAGUGUAACAAGUCGUCUGGAGUCAUUUUCUUUUAUCUGAGGAUUCAAAUCACUGAGAAUGGAUGGAUUGCCCAGUGGAGCUCACCUGUCUGAAUGUGUUGAACUUGGCCUAUAAAGCAGACAAUGCUAGAAUGGAAGAAGGCCAGUUUAAAUUGCACAAGGUGGCUUGAAUGAUGUCCUAAUCUUUCUUGGCUGGUUGGGAUAAGAGGCCCAAUACACUCCAUAUCAAAGGUACGAAUUACAAUAAAAACAAUAUCCAGCCAUUGGACCUCAAAGGAAAGGUGGGAUCUGCAGUCCAGUUCUUCUCUUUCUGCUACUUUAAUGAACCAGAACUCCAAACUUCUUUGGUCAAUGACCUCCCAGCAGUGAUCCUACACUGGUUCAAUUAUACUGAUGGCUUGUCCGAAUAAGGAAGGUUUUGGACGAGAACCUGUGUUCUAAGGAAAGAUCUAAAACUCUAUAUCUAGGACAAGUGAAUACCUCAUUUUAACACUACUUGGUUCUUUGUCAGUGACACUUGUCAUUAUCUGUGGUAUCUGAUAUUGAACAGCCUUGCAUUGGAUCUUUAUAGAACCAGAACGUCAUGUUUGAAAAGCAGCAGAUGAAGAAGACAAAAGACAUUCAAAUGAGCAGUUUCUGAUAACUAGCUCAUGCCAACUGCUUUGGUAUCUAAUGAACAGUUUUUACUGAUUGACCUUUUGCUACCAAUCAUGUCAGUUAAUGGUAUGACAUAAUGAUUAAUGUCUUUGGGGUUACUAGAUCUGCCUGCCCCCUACCCUUUUUUCUGCAGCAUGCACUUUCUUCUUUUUACUACAACUGUAAUUUAUGAUGUUGCCCCAUUUCUCCGGUAAGACUUCAUGCUUUAAUCCGACUUCUGUGAUCCACCAGUAGAAACUUAUUACAAUGUAUUUUCUUGUCCUCUUGCAUUUCAUGUGACCUUCUAAAUCGCCAGGGCUCGAUCUGGGAUCACUCUGGGAUACCAGCAGCUUUCGGCUUGAACUUUAUUAUUCAAGAACUUAACUGCUCCAGUUCUACCGUCUUUAAUCUCAACACUGUGGACUCUUUAUGUACCAAAAAAGAUAUGACCACUCCAUACAAGACUUUACUAGCUCAUGAGAAUGAUCACAGCUCAUAUUAAAUUUGUUUGUAUGGAAAAGUAUUACAAAAAAGGUUGAGCUUGAGUACAAUUUUUACGUCAUUUUGAGAGUAGGGUAACCAACAAUUUUUAAGUGUCUGAUGCUAGAACUAUGAUAUGAUAAUGGCCAACCUGAUUUAACCAAAUUGCAUAUCAUACAGUAGAAAUGAGUCUACCUUUUUGUGGUACAGCAUUGGUUAGGAAGCUUCUGUUUUGAAGCAUUGAUACCUUUCACAGAAACUGUCUGCCAUCUAUGUCACGUAUAGUAAUGGUACAGGAGCCUUUGUUUAAUGGGGCAAAGUGCAAUAACCCAUUCAAAAAGGUAUUGGAGAUCAUCUUUGAUUAGACUACAAUAAACUGCUGAAUUGGAUUGUCGUGGGUUACAGCAUACAAUUUUUGGUACUAGGUUUUAAAACAAAGGCAGUCGUGCAUUAAAAACAAAAAAAAAGGUUCUUUUGCAACUCACUUUCCUAGUGGAUGCUAAGCUUGCUAUUUAACUUGUUUCAAGAAAAACAUUUUUUCUAAAUUUGAACACCGUUCAUUGGCACAUUUGGAAAGCAUAAUUGAUAAAUCCCAAACUACAAAGUCCUGCUGUUCUGUAUUGGUAAUGUUAGCAGCACAGGGUAUUGAUCAGUUUUACGAUCACGUAGCUAGCAUUCUAUUAUAUGUUAUGUACACUUUCAGUUGAAAACUUCUAAUUGUCUUAACACUACAAUGUUAUAAACGCUUACUAUUGCAAGCUCCACAUUUUAACCACACAAUUCUAUACAUUCAAGUCCCAAAUGUAACUACGAAAAAAUGCUCUGGUCAUUUCACAAAGUGAAUUUUAAUAAACCGUUUGCAUUGUUCUGGAUAGCCCAAACACCCCCCUCACCUUCACCCCUGUAAAAUAGUGAACAUGCGUUGCAUAGUAUUUUCAGUGGUAUGCGUUUUUUAAGCGUGGUAGCUUUAUACAGUUUGUGAAGAAAGUAUUAAAUCUAUUUUCUAGUAUAAGCAGCAACUUUAUAACUGAGUUGUAGGAUUGGUGCAUCCAACCAGCUUCCAGUGAUGCCAGUAUGCUGUGACUCACAGUGAUUGUCUUAUCACAUUUAAAUAUAAUGAGUCUCAUGGACACAGAUGCGUGAGGCUAUAAAAUGUAAAUUGCGGGCAAAUUUUCAUGCCCGGCAGACACUACUUCUGCGUUCAGCCAUAUAUGGUAAUGAAUAGCUGUGCGAGGGCAUAUGCCGUACCUACAUAAACACAUGGAUGGGCGUAAAUCUCUGAAUGUAGCUUGUGAAGCGGUUUACAUCCAUGCAAGUGUUUAGGCAAGUACAGUGUAUACCUGUGUACAGACAAUCAUUACUAUGGCCGUCUGUAUACUACAGUUUUGUCUACCAAGUGCGGAAACAGGCUCGCAAUUCACGCUAUACGGCCACAUGCGCCUGUGUGCAACGAGGCCUUAGAGCGUGGCCUCUACAGCAUAACAAUAUAUUUUUUGAAGUCUGUGGAGUACCAGAGCUGACUUCAGUGAGUGAUCCAAAGCUAGUUUCCCUAGUAACUGUUUGCAGUGCCUACAGAUGCAGAGCUCACUACAAAAUCAUGCGAAGGCAAUCAUUCUGCAUCCCAUUAAAGCAAACCAUCCAAGCAUAUCAUAGUCUGGAGACAAAGGUUGCUCUUCACUACCUUCACAAAAAUAUCCAUUUUUAUUUUGUUUUGUUUUUUACACUUUUUUACACCUUGAAAAAUAGCAGCAUGGUAAUAUCAUUAGAUAUGCGGUUCUGCUAUUUUUUAAGCCAGCUCCUCCAUUUCAAUAUAGUUUGAUUACAGGUUGGGUUUGCUUUACUGAGCACAAUGGAUGAAUUUUUAAGGAAGUCUCAGGUAGAUGUCUUAUCACUGUGCUUGAAUCCAUUAGGCUGUAUACGUAUAAACACUAAUCGGUGACCGACAAUCUUAAACACAUGCUGUAUGUAAGGUGUUUCUAAGUGACCGAUGUCUGCAAAGAAACACUCAUUUGUAUUAUUGCAAAAAGCGAAUACGAUGUACAAAUACGAUAGUUGGGUUUCCGUUGAAUUCUGAAUACUUGAUGUGGGUUAUUGCACUUUGCACACUGUUUGCCUUGUUGAAUAAGCUUGAUUAUUCUGUAUAUGCAUAUGUUGGUGGUGAUGGGAAUGAUAAUUGCACUUAAAGUUGUUUUCUAAAAGCAAGUGGCUUCUUAUUCAAGUAUUUUUGGAGAAAAAAAAUAGAAACUCAGUAUGCAAAAGAAUAUUUGCAAUUUUUUAUGUCUAGAAGCUAUUUUAAACCACUGGUCUUCUAUUAAUCUUAAUGAUCUCCCUUUUUGGUUUAUUUUUUUAGCACCCUUAAUGUUAUAAUGGUUUAUACCAACAAAAUGAUGCUCAGCAUGCUAGAAUAGCAUAGUUUGAUUGAUCAUAAAAAUUCAGCCUUUGAGUGCUCUGGAAGGCCAGCACUAAUGAACACUGUACACAGCAAAGCUUCCAUUAGGUCAGUGCUUUUGCUCUUGGGCCACCUUCAUUCAUGACUAUAGUUUGUCUUUAAACCAGAGAUCCUUCACAUAACCAGCUACGCCGUCAAAUGCUGCCUAUGUCUUCUUUUUUUUUUUUUUUUUUUUUAAGAAUGUGGUUGGAACCAUUGCCACAGGGCAGCUAUUGGUACAGGAGACCGCACUGCUGUACUUGUAGCUUACGUUUUACAAUCUCUAUUCUUUUUCUACAUUUUAAACCAUGGGGCCAAUUUUUACUGCACUGUCCCCCUUUUCUCCUUGGCCGUAAAUUGUUAAAACUAGCAAAAAAAAAGUCAAGCAAAUGUGCAGCGUAGCAAGAUGGGAAAAUAUAGUUUAUACAUGCAAGUUUUUAGGCUCAGUACUGUUUAUUUGCAAUCAAUGCUUCUAAACACGUUUUUUAAAAGUGGCCAGACCAAUAUUUGCCAUAUUGAAAGUGUAUAUGCACAGUCGGCAGUCGGAGGUAAUCGUAUUUCUCUUUCAACACUGCGGCUUCCAGACAUUACUGCAGCAUAAACCUAGGAGCUAGGGAAAUUUAAAUGCCCAGCUGUCUGAGCAUUGGUUUAUUGGUUUGGCAUACUUUCGCUGGUAACUGCAAUAUUUCAAUUUGAUGGUUUGAGGUUUUGGGAGCUGGGGUAUCUUUUUAAUUGAAUGAAAUGUUCUUUUUUACAUCUGAAUACUUCAGUUCUCGUCUCAGCAUACCACCAACAGUGCAAGUUUUCCAGCUAAAUCAAAAAUAAAAGAAUUCAAGCACUAACACCACAUUUUUGUUGCUAAGUUAGUCAUCACAUCUUGGUGCCACUCAAGAGUAGGAACUCGCUGAGCAGUUUAUCCUAAUACUCACCUAAUUAGACAUUUAUUUUCACAGUAACCAUGCAGAGACUCAACCUACAGAAGACCAUCCAUGUCAGGGACCAGAGCUGUUCUUGCUCUGAUGAGAAAGGAACGCUCAUAAAUAUUAGGUAGUGCAUAGAUGCCACACGAUGCCUAGUAACAACUUGCAACUUUUGUUGUUUUUACUGUAGGUUUAAACCUGAUUCGGCCAAUAUAGGCACUUUUUAUUUCACAAUAUGAUAAAUGAGGCCCACUCAAAAUCUAUACUAGACAGAUUGGUAUUCAUUUAAA
Molecule: messenger RNA, 8155 nt
Organism: Rana temporaria (common frog)
Lineage: Eukaryota; Metazoa; Chordata; Amphibia; Anura; Ranidae
Gene: FAM13A
Product: family with sequence similarity 13 member A
Exons: 25
Coding region: 146-3409 (1087 amino acids)
Biological process (GO): signal transduction
Source: RefSeq, a predicted model, not a curated record